AUGGCGUAUAGCGGGAACGGUGAAAUUGUUGUCGCGGAAAAAAUCCCCGGCCUUGUAAUUGUGGUGGCAGGUAGCGAAGGUAAUGAGCUACAGUACGGUGACAUGCAAUUCACUCGCGGCUGGCUGGAGCCAAGACUAUCUUUACCUGACGUUGAUGUCCGCGAUCUUAUUACCGCGCCAGCGACAACAAAAAAAACGACAAAGGAAGCGAUGGAAUGGCCUCCGAGAUUUAUGGAGGCGCGGCGCCUGUGGGGGCCUGUUAUUAUGUAA
Molecule: messenger RNA, 270 nt
Organism: Danaus chrysippus (African queen)
Lineage: Eukaryota; Metazoa; Arthropoda; Insecta; Lepidoptera; Nymphalidae
Source: the annotation of a GenBank genome assembly